AAGCUGAGUGAAUCAGAACCAAUAUUAGAAUAUCUCUCAGAUAAAUAAUUGAAUUUAUUAAUCAAUAAAAAAACAUCUCAGAUCGUUUCUGCGCUUUAUUUUGAAAGUUAGAGCCGGAAGCGGAAUCCUCCUGAGAUCAAAGUCUGUCAUUGAGGUGACGUCAGUUCUGCUGGACCGAGGCAGAAGUUAAAGUGAAGAUGCCGUUCAUCGACCUGCAGAGCAACCUGGCCUCCGGCUGCUUCUCUGAGGAUUUCCUCCGGAGCUUCUGCUCCAUCUGCGCCGCGGCUCUAAACAAGCCGGAGGAGAGGAUGAACGUGGUGGUCCAUCCGGGUCUGCCCAUGCUGAUGAACGGCUCCUGCUCGCCAUGCGUGGUGCUGUCCGUGUUGGCCAUCUCUGUGACGGACAGCGCCGAGAAGAACAAGGAGCACAGCGCCAAGAUCUUCAGCUUCCUGACCAAAGAGCUGGGUCUGACUGAGGACAGGAUUGUGAUCCAGUUCCAUGAGCUGCAGCCUCACCAGGUCGGGAAGAAGGGAACCGUGAUGAGCUUCCUGUGAAGAACGGCGGUCCAAACGGCAGAACACCUGGACCCUGACCUCAUUCCACAGACGCACCGAUCUGAGCGGACUGGGCCCAAACGUUCUGUUAGCUGAUGUUCAACCUUCCUCCAGAACCAGGUGGUUCUGAUUC
Cyprinodon variegatus (sheepshead minnow) is the source of this 687-nucleotide messenger RNA. It is a transcript of the gene ddt, whose product is annotated as D-dopachrome tautomerase. Gene Ontology annotation, molecular function: phenylpyruvate tautomerase activity. The transcript is spliced from 3 exons. Lineage: Eukaryota; Metazoa; Chordata; Actinopteri; Cyprinodontiformes; Cyprinodontidae. Bases 198 to 554 code for a protein of 118 amino acids. The record is from RefSeq and is a predicted model, not a curated record.